AUGAUCAACCACUUCCCUCCCUCAUCACACGCGCAGUACAUUCAUGUUCCUCCGAAAGAAAAGUGUAACGGCGACUUCCGCAGAGAUCCAGUGCUAGACACUAGGCCUCGUCUUGAAGGUUGGCGUAUGACUUGUAGAAGUCAUGUGUUCAGGCACAAGCUGGUGGAAAUUGCGAAGAAGUUUCAUCGAAAAUUCUUGGAACGCAUAGGAUUCACUCUGAAAGAUGCCGAACUCGCGCGAUUACGCCGCUUUCAUCCUAAGUUUGAUAUUGAGCAAGAAUGUGAAGAACUGGAACAGGCUAAACUCCCUGAAGAUGAACAUGACGCAAGUGAGCAGCACUUCGAAAUGAAGGAUUACUUUGCAAUGGUCGACACUAGCGUACCACUCCCAAAAGCGGUUUCGGCUGCGCUUGAAGAUUUGAAGAGUCCGGUGAAGAAACUUAUCAGCUCUAAUUCGGCAGUACCUCUCUCACCGCGUCAAUUUGCUGAAAAACAAGCCUCAAAACCGAAAGGAUCGAUGUCUCUGCUCGAAAGGAUUCGUGCGAAAGAAGCUGAAAGGAAAGCUGCCGAAAAGCUAAGAGAUCCUGUGAUAGAAAGAAAAAUAGAACUGCUCCAGCGCAUUCUACAUGGCCUCUUGCGAUGUAUCACAACGUACUUUGCAUUCAAGAAAGUUCGUUCAAUGGACUUGAGGACGCUGUCUGAACAGGUCGCAAGGAGCCAGUCGUCUAUGAAUCGUGAUUUGCUGAUGGAACAUCUCACGAUACUCUGUGAGGUUGCGCCGAGUUAUCUGGCGUUCACGGAAUUAGGUGGUAAGAAGUAUCUUCAGUUGAAGGAGAACAACUACAAUGCCAUCGAGAAAGUAGUAGAAGAAGAGGUGGCACGUCUACGGUCCUCCUUGCCAUCCGUGACGCAACUUCAACAAGGGGUUCCUGUGGAGAACGCGGUAAAGAAGGCUGCUGUUAGAGCUCUUUUUUAG
Cooperia oncophora is the source of this 975-nucleotide messenger RNA. The record is from the annotation of a GenBank genome assembly. NCBI's taxonomy places the organism in Eukaryota, Metazoa, Nematoda, Chromadorea, Rhabditida, Trichostrongylidae.